AUGGCAGAUAAAACCACCGUCGACAACCCCGAGGUAGGAACACUAGAUACGUUUUUAUCGCAAAAUACGGCUGAAAAUACGGUAGAAAACACGGGUCAAAGCGAAAUAAACAGUACUAAACCUGAUAAAGCAAGCGCAGAAACGGACGAAAAUACUCUGUCUGUCUCGACAAACGACCCAUCCUCUCGUCCCAAAAGAUCAGUAAAACCCACCGAAAAGUCUAUCGAAAACAGGGUUCAAUCCGAUCAUUCAAAGCUUGACAAAUUGUGGCGAAACACGUCAACCGCUGUGGGCAAAUUGCAAGAAACACCCGAUUCGCUAAAUCAAAUAAAAUCCCAUACGUCAGAAGUACGUUCGCUAUUCCACGAGUACCACGCUGUUUCUUUGUCGCUCUUAGAGUUUCUCGCUAACCUCAGCGACCCCAAACACCAAAAAGAAUACGAAACAUUGCAGAAACUCGUAAAUAAUCGUAGCGAGUACAUUCAUACAGUAAUAAACGAAGCAAACGAGCGGGAAAAGGAACUUUUGCUUGAAAUUAACUCUGUCCACCAUUCCCGAAUUUCCCGUAGUUCCCGCAGCUCCACAACAUCCUCCACCGCCGCUCGAGCUCUUGCAAGAGCUGAGGCUACAGCGGCACUAAAGAAAGUAGAAAUGCAAAAAUGGCGAUCAUUGCGAGAGUCCCAGUCUGCCAUGGAAAUACAACAACAAGAACUUGCCCUAGCCCAAAAGAAAAUGGAAGAGAAAUCCCGAAUGGAAAGUUUACUAUUAGAAGAAGAAGCAGCAGUCGCCGUUGCUAAAGCUCAGGCAAUAGAUAAAGAACUGAGCCUCGUAGAUCAUCAAGAUCCUGAACACUUUGACCUACCCCAAGACGAUCCUGCGGAAAGGGUCCAAAACUAUAUAAAUUCGCAACGCUUCGAAGAAUCUAACAUUGGCCAAGACUCUAGUCCCCCGGUUCCAAAUCAUGUCAUCGGUCCACAACUCCCACAGAAUACCAACCAUCCUAUACGAGAAAAACCACUCAACCGAAGACUAGACCCGGCGGCCAACUCGUUUAUCCCUCAACCACAGAACUCUCGGACAGACCCCAGUACAAAUGCUAUAAGCUCUUACAUCCAAUUCAUGGCACGCAGAGAGCUUAUCGCUAAUAAGAUUCAGAGAUUUGACGAUAAUCCCAGAAAUUUUUACGGUUGGAAAGAAUCCUUCAAGAAUAUGAUACGAGACAUUCACCUCUCCCCUAGCGAAGAGCUAUCACUCAUCAUAGAGUAUACCAGCAACGAAUCAAAGAAACUUGCUCAACGGCUUCGAAACGCAUAUAUCAACAAACCCACAGAAGGCGUGGAGAUACUAUGGCAAAAACUUAGCCAGCGGUUUGGUUCUAACGCGGUUAUAACUGAAGUACAUUUGAACAAACUGAAAGAUCUGCCGAAAAUCGGAUUUAGAGAUAACAAGAAACUCCAAGAACUCGGAGAUUUGCUCUUAGAAUUACAGUGUGCAAGAACGACGGCGGAUACAGAGGCCUCAGAAUCCUCGACGAGCCCGCUUACAUUAAACCUGUCAUUGCGAAGCUCCCUGGCGAUAUCCAAAGCAGAUGGCAAAAGCACGCCUUUCGAUAUAAGAAACAACACACCGAGGUGGACUACCCCCCAUUUUCCGAGUUCGUCACCUUCAUCCAGGAGUUGUCCCUCGAAAGAAACGAUCCUAACCUGA
Molecule: messenger RNA, 1707 nt
Organism: Paramuricea clavata
Lineage: Eukaryota; Metazoa; Cnidaria; Anthozoa; Malacalcyonacea; Plexauridae
Source: the annotation of a GenBank genome assembly